Molecule: messenger RNA, 219 nt
Organism: Penicillium subrubescens
Lineage: Eukaryota; Fungi; Ascomycota; Eurotiomycetes; Eurotiales; Aspergillaceae
Exons: 2
Coding region: 1-219 (72 amino acids)
Source: RefSeq, a predicted model, not a curated record
AUGGCCUCCUAUCAAGAAAACACCAAGCGAGUCUUGGAGGCUCCGUAUAUGCAGGCAUUGCGGCCCGGUUCGCAGGAUGGCGGGAACACUACAGUAGUCGCGGGUGUUGGCGACUGCAAUAGCCGUUUGCUAAAGAUGCAGGAUGGUCGUGCAUUAGGAGGAUUUGGAUUUGAGAUGGCAAAGCCAAAGCCAAGCCGCGAAUAUGAGGUGGUCCAGUAG